UGCAACGCGCGCGCGCGUCGGCUGCGCGAUUCGGCUUCCUUAUCAUUUCACGGUCGACCUUUGCUUUAGUGCAGUCCGAGGCCGAUGCGAUGCGCUUACAACUAAACUGACGCAGUCUGUAUAAGAAGGUACACAACAAGGUAUGUAAUCUGAUCUUUGGAGAGAGUGCGCUUUCGACGAGUUUAAGCGACAGGGACAAAAUGCGGAACAAACGCUUGAGAGUAUCAUAACAAUCAUCAGUAGUAGCUUGCGAUCUGCUUCGUGAUGAGCGUUCUAGUUUUGAUCGGUGUUCUAGGUGGGUUGGGAAUCGGAUCCACUGGCGCUACUGAGCAGGAAGUGAACCCCUGCUCGGUGAUAUUUGGUGAUGGAUCCUCCGGAGUGGGUGUUUUGAAUCGAACUUUCAACGGAGUUCCCUAUUGUGAAUAUUUGGGAAUAAGGUAUGCAGAGCCGCCGGUUGGACAGUUGAGGUUUAAAAGUCCAUUUCUUCGAGUUCCCAGAGGUCUCGAGAAUUACACUAAAGUGGGAAACAUAUGUGCACAGCUAGAUACGCUCGAAGUGGCUACAAAUGUUCUAGGAGACGAGGAUUGUUUGUUUCUGAACGUGUAUAGUCCAGCAAUUCCGAAAGGUUCCGAACCUAACCGCAAGUAUCCCGUACUAGUAUAUAUCCAUGGAGGCAGUUAUGCAAUCUGGUCCUCUCAAACCGAUAUGUUCGGUGUUGAUUUGCUCAUCGAGAACGAAGUUGUAAUCGUCAGUUUCAACUACCGAUUGUUCGUCCUAGGAUUUCUCCGUCACCCGGAUUUCAACGUCAGCGGAAAUUUCGGUCUGAAGGAUCAACUCUCUGCCUUGCAAUGGGUUCAGCAGUUCAUCGAACCUUUCGGUGGCGAUCCCAGUAAUGUGACCAUCAUAGGGCAGAGCGUUGGAGCUCACUCGGUCACCUAUCAUCUCUAUUUGGAACCGUUCAGUGGACUGUUCCAUCGAGCCAUUGUCAUGUCGGGCUCCCUUCUAGCACCAUCCGCAAUGAUUUACGAACCAGAACGUUUCACCCCUAAAUAUUUGAAAGCAAUCAACAUCUCCACAAAAGAACAACUGAUGAAUGCUCCAUUCCAAGAUCUGUUUCUACGAUUCCCCCAACACAGACGAUUUGUGUUCGCCUCCAUUGGCCUUCCCAUCUUCCUUCCGACGGUUGAAGAUGUAAGCGAUCCGGCUGCUCUUGUCACGAAGCCCGCACAUGAACUGAUCCUAAGCGAACCGAUCAAUCAAGUCCCACUAAUGAUUGGAAUGACCGCGGCGGAGUUCGUUCCGUACUUCAGCAGUUCACAACAAUUCAGUGCCGAUGAAAAUUUUCCGAAUCGAGACAAAGGGAAAUCACUAACGUUAGUUUUGAAUAUGCUUCGGACGGCCAAUGUCCUAACUAAAAGGAUCGAUCCGAAUGGUGCCGGACGCCAUUUUUAUGGUAAGUUUGGUGAUUUGGCAAAUAUGUAUUAUCCGGUGAAAAAACUCCUAAGUCAGCUUCAUGAGCAUGGGCCCUACCAGGCUCCCAUUUACCACUACCGAUUCGAAUUUGAUGGAAAAUUCGGAAAGUAUAAGAAUCAGUAUUACAAGGAAGAUUUGGACAUGAGCUACGGAGGAGCCAUGCACGGGGACGAUUUGGGUUACCUGUUUUCACCGUACAAUCUAAGAGAGGCUUUGGCUAAUCGAAGUGAGUUCGAGACUGAAUGGAAGGUGGCGGAGAUAAACGUCGAGCAGAUUGGCAAUUUCGUAAAAUAUGGGAAUCCAACGCCGAAUUAUAGUGAAAGGGUGACAGUUUUAUGGCAGCCUUUCAAUGGAAAUAAUUCGGUUCCUCAGUACAUGAACAUCAACGUCGAGAAUGAGAUGCGAAAAGAUGACGAUUCCUCGAAUUUGGUAUUUCGACUCUGGAAGAAAGCACAUAACUGUUUGUUUUACUACGAGUGUUUACCGGUUCAGGAUCUGCAUCACCGAAUGGCGCAGCUCUUGGAACUGAACCGUACUGAUGUAAACCUGGAAGGCAUAUUUGAUGAUGAUAAUAUAACGUGAAGCAAUUUA
This is a messenger RNA of Topomyia yanbarensis, 2064 nucleotides long. RefSeq names its product juvenile hormone esterase-like. The record is from RefSeq and is a predicted model, not a curated record. Lineage: Eukaryota; Metazoa; Arthropoda; Insecta; Diptera; Culicidae. The coding region runs from base 265 to 2055 and encodes 596 amino acids. The transcript has 4 exons.